ACAUUAACUGGAAUGAAAAAGAUAAGAGAAGACUAGAAUGUUUGAUGGAGCAAACUUUGACCAAGUUAUAUCAUGUCCUCCUCUACCCCUGCAGUCACUUUUCACUGUAGCUGGACUGAAAACACACCUGGCUGUAAACUGCACUGACAGGACCUCCUCUGUAUUUGGGGCUGCCUCAGGAAUGAGUUAAAAACUGAAGAUUAACCACAGAAACCACUUUGUCCACUGACAAGACGACAGUAAUCCCAGUUAAAGUAGGAGUGUGUGUUCUGAGAUGCAGCAUUCAGGUAGUUUAGAUUGUCUGAGUCCUGCUGAGUUGAGGCUGUUAAUCAGGCAGAAGGACUCCAGGAUAAGAACCACGACGGGAUUAGCUGAUGGAUACCAGCAGGCCGGUGUGGUCGUCCUGCCCAAUCAUCUAGCAGAUGACUUUGAAGCCUUCUGUCGCAGUAAUCCCGCCCCCUUGCCGCUCCUUUAUCGCAGCCAAUCAGGAGAGACUUCCUGUCCACCUCUGGCUAAACAUGCUGACAUAAGGACGGAUAUCUCUCAGUAUUGUGUGUAUGAGGAGGGUUGCUUGGUGGAAACUGUGUCCAGUCUGCAGAAUUACGGAAGACAACCAAGGGAACACGCUACUCAAAGUGAAACUUGGUGAUGUCCAAAAAUUUGUUAGAAUAACGGAGCCAAAUCUGUCAGACUUUUUGAAUGCAG
Molecule: messenger RNA, 705 nt
Organism: Amphiprion ocellaris (clown anemonefish)
Lineage: Eukaryota; Metazoa; Chordata; Actinopteri; Pomacentridae
Product: putative hydro-lyase OCAR_7359/OCA5_c07590
Exons: 4
Coding region: 275-649 (124 amino acids)
Biological process (GO): glutamate metabolic process
Molecular function (GO): D-glutamate cyclase activity
Source: RefSeq, a predicted model, not a curated record